Molecule: messenger RNA, 1350 nt
Organism: Dictyostelium purpureum
Lineage: Eukaryota; Evosea; Eumycetozoa; Dictyosteliales; Dictyosteliaceae
Exons: 1
Coding region: 1-1350 (449 amino acids)
Source: RefSeq, a predicted model, not a curated record
AUGGAUAGUCUAUAUAUUUUAAUUUUUAUCUUUUUAAUUAUCAUUUUUUGUUUCUAUAUUUUAUAUAAAAAUAUAAUUAAUAAAAAUAAAAAUAAUAAUAAUAAUAAUAAUAAUAGUAGUUAUAAUAAUAAUAUUAAUAAUAACAAUUAUAAUAAUGAUAAUAAUAAUAAUAUUAAUAAUUAUAACUAUAUUAAUAAUAAUAAUAAUAAUUAUAAUCAUUAUAAUUUUAAUAAUAAUAAUAAUAAUUUUUAUAAUAAUAAUAAUAAUAAUUAUAAUCAUUAUAAUAUUAAUUAUAAUAAUAAUUUUAAUAAUAAUAAUAAUUUAAAUAAUUAUAAUGAUAUUUAUAAUAAUAAUAAUAAUAAUAAUAAUAUUACUUUAAAUAAUCAUAAUAACCAUUAUAAAAAUUAUAAUUUUAAUGAUAAUAAUUAUUAUAAUGAUAAUAAUAAUAUAAUUUAUGAUAACAAUGAUAACAAUGAUAAUAAUUAUAAUAAUAAUAAUAAUAAUAAUAAUAAUAAUAAUGGUAAAAAUGGUGUAAGAUAUUUACCAUCUCGUUUUUUCAAAGAUACACCAACACAAGAAACACAAGAAAGAACCACCCCAAACUUUAUUCCUUCAAACAUUGCCUCUAAUGAUAGCAAUAACAAUAACAAUAAAAACAAUAUCAAUAAUAAUAAUAGUAAACAAUCAUUAGAGUCGGAUCCAUUAGUUUUAGAGAUUCUAAGAAGGGAUAAUGAACAGACAGAAAGGGAGAAAGCCAGCAAAGCUCUCAGAAAAGAAGUAUUAGAUUUUGCAAGAGAAAUCAGAGAAUCUGAACGUUCAGAAAGACUAAUCAGAGAAAGACAAGAAAGAGAACGUUUAGAACUUUUAGAAAGAGAGCAACAAGAAUGGGAACGUACCCAAUACUUAUUAAGAAUUGAAAACGAACGUCAAGAAAGGGUACGCCAAGAACAAUUAGAGACUGAAAGAAGAGAAAGAGAAAGAGUUGCAAGAGAGCAACAAGAAAGGGAACGUGCCCAAACUUUAUUAAGAGAAAGGGUACGUAGGGAUGCAUUAGAAAGAGAUAGAUCACAAAGAGUUGCCAGAGAUCAACAACAACAUUUGGAAGAAGCCCGAGAAUAUAUUCGUUACUUAAAUUCAUUAAGAGAACGAUUAGAUGUAUUACUUCAACAAAGGGCAAAUAGAAGAAAUUUAGAAAGAGAACGUGCCCAAGAAACACAAGAAGAAAAUCAAAGGGUACGUGGAGAACAAUUUGAAGCCUUAAGAUUGCAACAAGAAAGACUACAACAAAUAAGAUUGCAACAAGAAAGUCAACCACAACAAAUGGAACAAGACGAAGACCAAAACAUCUGA